This is a messenger RNA of Suillus paluster, 1810 nucleotides long. RefSeq lists its product as uncharacterized. NCBI's taxonomy places the organism in Eukaryota, Fungi, Basidiomycota, Agaricomycetes, Boletales, Suillaceae. Gene Ontology annotation, molecular function: protein binding. The transcript has 2 exons. The record is from RefSeq and is a predicted model, not a curated record. The coding region runs from base 21 to 1685 and encodes 554 amino acids.
UAUCUAUCCACCUGUCGUUGAUGUCUUGGAAAGCUAGCUUUCAGCAAGGUGUCUCUAACUUCAAGAGAAAUAAAUACUCAGAAGCCCUUGCUUUCUUCGACGAAGCCAUUUCACUCGGCUGUGACUCCUUCACCAUUUAUGAUUCUCGUGCUGCCGUGCACGAGAAACUUGGGAACAAUAAGGCCGCUCUCAUUGACGCGAAGAAAGUUGUGGAUACUGCUCCGGAUCGUUGGCAAGGCUAUGCUCGCUCAGCACGUCUCUUUCAUGCGCUUAACAAGGACGAGGCGGCCCUCAAAAUGAUUGACCUUGCUUUCGAGCGCAUCAAAGCAGACGAUGUCCAACGUCGUCAAGAACUUGAUGCAUUGAAGUCGCAAGCAAUCGAUUCCCUAAAGGCUGCUAAAGAAAGACGGCGAGCGCGCAUUGCAAAGACAGCAUACCACAUCGGCAAGUUGCCUGUGGAAAUCUUCUCGGAGAUCUUUGGUCUCGUAAUCGCUGCCGACCAUGCGCAGAUUCUCAAGUUGACACAUGUCUGCAAACAUUGGCGUGGCAUAGCUAUCAAGACUCCUUCGCUUUGGCAGACCCUGGUGGUUUCGAAGAACCAUCCCGCUAGAAAGAUACAAUUAUGGGUGCAGCGAGCUCGAACCCAGAUAUCGGACCUUUCUUUCCAUCAUAAUAUACCAGAGAUGGAAUGGUCAUCCAUCCUCUCGGAACUCACGCCAUUAUCUUGGUAUUCCCUUCGUUCUCUCGCAGUAUCUGGAACCUUGUUCUCCCGAAUACACAAUCUGCUCCACCAACUGUCCAAGACAGAAAUCAUUUCGCGUCUCGAGCAUCUGGAUAUCACAGGGUGUGAGGGUUUCGAGAAAUUCUUGCCAGACUUCGAAGACUCUCACCUAGAGACCUUGAAAGUCGACACCUUUACCCGUUCGAUGAACCAGCUAUGGAGUCGGGUGCAUCGGCUCAAAACUAUGAGCAUCGACGCAGGAUUAGUGGAGAUACUCCCGGCUUUAAAGGCCAAUCCAUCACUGGAGAACCUCAUACUUUAUGAUUUAGUCCCAGUCCCAGUGCAGUCAGACGGCGACAGCUGUAUGCAACUUUCCGACCUCCGAUGCAUGAAACUGUUCAACAUUCAAUUGGUCUCUUUGAUCACUCGCGUUGUCGUCGCACCCAAUUUGCAAGUCCUGCACUUGUUCUCCAUUGGCCGUUCAUCCGACGUGCUCCUGGCAUUUGCGCACGCCGAUCCUCUUCGGGCUUUGAGGGAGCUCCGGGUUGGAAGUUGCACCACUACCGCCAGUUCGCUGAAGAUCAUCCUCGCUGGCGCGCCUUUAUUGGAGACCCUGCAGAUAUCAAGGAUACACGGAGUCGUCAAUGAUGUACUUGACUUCAUUUCUGGUACACAUCCAAACGAUAAUAAUCAAGACGUGUGCGCCUCCUUGAAGCAUGUCGACCUCUCUAGCUGUGACGACCUGCUCACCCGAAGUGCUUAUUCCCUUGUCAAGACUCGCCUGCACGCUGAUCAGCCCGUCACUGUGGAUGGGAAUCAGCCUGGGUGCAGGUCCGAAAUUGAGUCAUUGCGGUUGGAUGGUUGUCCUCUUAUCGAAGCAGAUAUGCUGCCGUGGUUCAGAAGAAAAGUUCAAGUGUUUAGCUGCGUGUAUAUGUCGAAAAAGGAAGCCAAACAGAGACGUUGAGGAGCCUCACCUGCGCAGGUACCAAUCUAAAGUUUAUGAAAAAUACCCGUAGUAACUUGUUGUUUUACUUUGCUAUGAUUGGGGUUUCUAUUGUUUUCAAGGACCGCGUACUUAGACGAGACAUC